Messenger RNA from Drosophila persimilis, 965 nucleotides. RefSeq lists its product as uncharacterized. The record is from RefSeq and is a predicted model, not a curated record. The transcript has 4 exons. NCBI's taxonomy places the organism in Eukaryota, Metazoa, Arthropoda, Insecta, Diptera, Drosophilidae. The coding region runs from base 26 to 808 and encodes 260 amino acids.
AUCAAAAUAAAAUCUUUCCCAGAACAUGCCUUCAAACAAAACCACAAAACCACUUAAAUGGCAUCGGAAAGUUACAACCAUAAAGAAAUGGAAUGAUGAGGAAAUAAAAUCUAUGCUAACAUACAUCUCUAGGCACGGCAAUAUCGAGAAGCCCACGGCAAGAAAGUACUACACGAAACUGAUAGAGGAAACCAAGAUAAGCGGCUCUUGGAACACAUUUAAAUGCAAGCUGAGAUAUCUAAAGGGUACUCUACAGAAGGCCAAUACCUGGAUGAAGACGAAAGGAGCAGAGAUUGAUGAUCCCGACAGAGUUAGAGAGACCUUGCUGCAAUUGUGCCCGCACUAUGAUCAGCUGGUUGACAUGUUUGGCGCCGAUUUCAAUUUUGAAUCUUCCAUGAGCAAUAGCGCGUGGAACACCGACUUCAACCAUCCGCGCGCAUCGAUAUUCAGCAACGACGACUCCCUUAAUGAGGAGUAUCUGAGAUCCGAAACCGAAUCAUCAGUGGAUCCCAUUGACUGCUCUGAUUCCUUAUACGAGACUGAGCUACAGAACCACCAAAGUAGAAUCGAGGAAAAGACCAUGGACCAUGGUUGCCCUGCUGCCAAGAAGAUCGAUGAGCUGAACUUUAAGGAAGCCAUUCUGCAGUUGGAGGUGGAGAAAUUCCACUGGCUCAAGGAGAAGGAGCUGAGAAGAAUGAAGUUUGAGGAGAAGAAAUUGGAAACAGCCGUUGAGCUGAGAAAGCUCGAACUGGAGCAGGAGGAAAGAAUCGCGCUGUAUGAAAUCAAAAUGAAAUAUAAGGAUAAAUAGACCCAAAUCAGACCUCCCCCACCUGCUAUAAGUAUUACUAGGGCAGGCAUGUGUAAAUAUAAGACUAGCUUUGUGGCAAUACACGCAAUACUUACUGCCUCUAUCGUUCCACUAUGUACGCUUAAAAUAAAUAAAUAAAAAACAUAUUUAUAAACUA